AUGCUGCUGUUUGUGUUAAUUGUUGUGCCUGCAUAUGCAUCGGAACAUUCUGGAACCAAAGAAGGAGACAUGGACUCUUCUUGGCCAAAUUUCGAACUACCUGGAGAUUACAUUAUAGGUGCCUUGUUUCAACUUCACAGUGAUGCACGCUAUAAUUCAGACAGGCCUGAAGCCCCAAGAUGCAUAAACAUUUCAGUGAAUGGCUACCGUCACUUGCAAGCAAUGAGCUUUGCUGUGGAAGAGAUCAACAACUCAACUGAACUCCUGCCAAAUGUCACCCUGGGCUAUCAGGCCUUUGACAGCUGUGCCACUUCCUUCAAUAUCAAGGCAGCACUCGAAUUUAUAAUGGGCAAAUCAACACAGGAAUCUGAGCUGUGCCAUGAUUUCAAAGGUUGUCGGCCAGAGUUCUUAGCUGUGCUUGGUCCAUGGUCAUCUGACGACGCCAUUGUUAUUGCAAGCAUUCUUCAGUUGUUUCAUAUUCCACAGAUCAGCUAUGGCGCCUCAAGUGAUGAGCUGAGUAACAAAAUGCACUAUUCAACAUUUUUCCGGACCAUUCCAAGUGAUAUGAAACAAGCGGAGGCAAUGGUUUUAUUGAUCCAAAAGUUUGGCUGGAACUGGAUCGCAGUAAUCGCAAGCGAUGAUCAAUAUGGAAAAAAUGGAAAGCGAAGGGUCGUAGAGUUAGCUUCUGAGAGACAGAUCUGUGUAGCUUUCCAGGGCUUAAUCCAUGCUCCAGGAUUAAAUCGAGCAAUCAUCAGCAUGAUCAACCAAAUGAUCCUCAUUAAAGCCAACGUGAUCAUCUUGUUUGCAGGUCAAUUUUAUGCUAGAGCGUUCUUUCAAGCAGCAGUUGAGGUAAAUGUCACAGGGAAAGUCUGGAUUUUAAGUGAGUCAUCUUUUGGAGUCAUAACUGCAUCAGCUAUACUGAAUGCUAAAACAACUGGCACUUUCCUGAGCAUUGGGGUCAAGCAGGGACAAAUGCCAGGUUUUGGGCAAUUUUUAAUGCAAUCUAUGGCUACUCAGAGCCUGGCAAGCGAUCAGAAUCAUUUAAUCUCAGUGAACGAAACAGAAAGCAGUAAAGUGAGCAGGAAAGAGAACUGUGCCCAGCUAUGCACUGAGUGUCAAUAUUUCACUCCGGCCAGUGUUCAGGCUGUGCUGGGAUCUUUGGUAUGGAGCAUUUCCUUUAACAUCUAUGCUGCCGUGUAUGCAGUGGCUCAUGCGCUGCAUCAGCUCCUGAGCUGCCACUCGGGAUCCUGUGACAAGUCCAGGACAUUCUUACAGUCUCAGUUGCUGGAGGGUUUGAAAAGAGUAAAUUUCACUCUUCACAAUCACCUGAUAUAUUUUGAUGAAAAUGGAAACCCUCCAAUGGGCUAUGAAAUCAUCUUGUGGGAUACACAAAAUGAAAGCAGCCCCAUGAAAAUGAUUGGAUCUUAUAAACCAAACCCAGGCCGACUGAUCAUCAAUGAAUCUCUAAUCAAAUGGAAUUCUCCACUAGAUUCGGUCCCAGUGUCAAAUUGCUCCAGGGAAUGUGAUCCAGGCCAGUGGAAAAAACGGGAUACCUUUCACAGCUGCUGCUUUGUCUGUAUUGACUGUCCUGCAGGAACCUUUGAAAUGAAUGAUGAAUGUGUGAACUGUUCCUUGCAGCAGUGGUCACCACAGAAGAGCUUUACCUGCUACGAUCGGGCUGUGAUUUACCUGUGGUGGGACAGCAAUAUUUCCAUUGCACUGUCAGUGAUGGCCAGUGCUGGACUUUUAGUAACGGCUGGUAUUACUCUGGUCUUUGUUGUUCACCUCAACACCCCAGUUGUUAAGGCAGCAGGAGGCAGACUGUGUUUCUUAAUGUUGUUCACCUUGGCUUCUGGUUGCUGCAGUGUGUUCCUCUUCAUUGGAGAGCCAAAUGAAGUGACCUGCAGAGUGAGGUGGCCUCUCUUUACUGUAAGCUUCACAGUCUGUCUGGCGUGUAUUUUUGUCAGAUCCUUUCAAAUAGUCUGUAUAUUUAAAAUGGCUACCAAGUUGCCUAAAGCCUAUGAUUACUGGGUCAAAUAUAGCGGACAGUAUGUGUUUGUGUUUGCAAGUACAUCUAUUUCGGCCAUUGACUGUUCUGUGUGGAUGGUCCAAGAACCAGAAGUGACAGUAUCUAAUUACAACCUUUCUCAAAAGGAAAUUUUCCCACUCUGCACUACUGACAACAAUAUCUCAAUUUUCCUGUCAGGCGUUCUGUACAAUGGGCUACUUGGUUGUCUCUGCUUUGUCUUUGCUUUCUUGGGAAAAGACUUGCCAAAGAAUUACAAUGAAGCAAAGUGUAUCUCUUUCAGCAUGGUGCUGUACAUUGCCUCCUGGUCUGGCUGCAUUCUUGUCAUCGUCUCAGGCUUCCAGCAGUACCUCCCUUUGGCCCAGGCUCUGGCUGCUCUGACCAGCUUGUUUGGAAUCCUGGUUGCUUAUUUCCUCCCUAAGUGUUACAUUAUUCUGUUCAAACCCCAGUGCAACACCACUGUAUUCUUCCAAAGUUGUAUCCAGGAUUACACCAAAAACAGAGAGGUUUAGAGUGACGAUGCUGUGGCUUUAAGGGGUGUGUUUUGUUCUGGUUCCUUUUAGAGAGAGACUGAGGGACAGGUAAUGAGCAGCCUAUGAAAAGGUAAACAACUUGUGAAGCCUUGGGGUUUUCUUAAUGUUGGAACAAUAGGGGCAGCCUGAAUGGGUAUGAUCAAACUCUUACAAAUCAAAGAUUUUAGGUUAGCUUUCGGCAGUUGCUGUUGUGGGCUUGAAGAAGUGGAAGCUAUUUUUCUCUCACUUGAUUACAGCCAAAAGCUGGAGGUUCAUUUCCUGGGCUGUUAGGUUAUAUGUGAGACAAAAUCUGUUUUCUGAAUUUGCCUUUUUGGC
Messenger RNA from Stegostoma tigrinum, 2874 nucleotides. RefSeq names its product taste receptor type 1 member 1-like. Gene Ontology annotation, biological process: G protein-coupled receptor signaling pathway. Gene Ontology annotation, cellular component: membrane. The coding region runs from base 1 to 2538 and encodes 845 amino acids. The record is from RefSeq and is a predicted model, not a curated record. The transcript is spliced from 6 exons. Lineage: Eukaryota; Metazoa; Chordata; Chondrichthyes; Orectolobiformes; Stegostomatidae. Gene Ontology annotation, molecular function: G protein-coupled receptor activity.